Funneliformis mosseae is the source of this 261-nucleotide messenger RNA. Lineage: Eukaryota; Fungi; Glomeromycota; Glomeromycetes; Glomerales; Glomeraceae. The record is from the annotation of a GenBank genome assembly.
AUGAGUCGAGUUCCUACUAUUUUGUGUGGGAAUUUGCUUCAAAUUUGUAAAUACUCUGAUCGUGCGAUAAUUUCUGGAAAAUGUCUCGUCUUCAUUCAACAACUGGCUACAUCAAGUAUCCUUUUGAAUGUUAUAUUUUAUUGUUAUUUUUAUCCAACAUAUUUUACUCCUUCCGGGUGGGCGGUUAAACCCCGUUAUCGUUCAGUGAUAUUUCCUGCGAUGCCCUGUCCCAAUACUGACACACCAUUAGUAUCUCGAUGA